AUGCCAUUCCUUUGUCUCCCCUUUCGCCACCGCGCCGGGUCAUCGGUAUCCACCUCAACUUUCCCUCAGCUUCGCCGCAACCCCGUCACACAAGACAUCCAAGCCAUGUUCCAGCUACUCCUCGCCGCAAUCGCCCUGAUACUGGCGUACCUCCGCGCCCUCGUCUCCGCCCAAAACGACGUCACAGUCCUCGGAACAACCCUCCCCACGACGUCGACAACAACAACAACAACAACAACAACCAAAGACGUCGCCGCCGCAACCGUCGGCGGCGCCUCCUCGACAUCGACGAGCAGCGAGGCCCCCGCCGCCACCAUCACCAUCACGGUGAACCGCGUCGCCAACAUGUUCGUGCCGGCCAACGUGACCGCGCAGGUCGGCGACGUCGUCAAGUUCGAGUUCUGGCCGACCAACAACUCGGUCGCGCGCGCCGCCUACGGCUACCCGUGCACGCCCUACGCCCUCGUCUCCCCGGCCGACGCCGCCGACGGCUUCUGGUCCGGCUUCAAGCCCGUCGUCGCCAACCUCGCCCAGGUCAACAUCACGGAGCUGCCCGCAUACUACAUCGCCAUCAACCGCGUCACGCCGCUGUGGUUCUACAACUCGGCCCCGGGAGCCUGCGUCGGCUCCCAGAUGGUCGGCGUCAUCAACCCCGCCGCGCCGUCCGACCUCGCCGUCCAGAAGCGCGCCGCCGCCCAAGCCACCCUCGCCCUGAGCCCCGGCGAGCAGCUGCCGCCGGAGGGCGCUUCGGCGUCUGCUUCCUCCGGCACCGCUGCUGCUGGUACUGCUGGUACUGCUGGUACUGCUGGUGCUGGUGCUGGGGGUGGUGGUGGUGGUGGUGGUGGCUCGUCGUCGUCGGCGCACGUCUCGGCCGGCGCGGCGGCGGGGAUUGCGGUCGGGUGUCUUGUUGGGGUUGCGGGGGUUGGGGGAGGGGUGUGGGCGCUGAGGCGGAGGCGGAUCAAGGGGCGGCGCGUGCAGGAAGGAGCGGGGGGUGGAGGAGGCAGCGGCGAGAAGAAGGGUGGUGGGGAGGGGGAUGGAAACGGUGGUGGUGGUGGGAGGAGUGCGGUCGUGUCGGAGUUGCCUGGGAGUGCUGUUGCUAGUUCGGAUGGGGUCGGGUCGCCGUGGUCGCCGGUGGCGACGUGGCGGGGGAGGCAGACGGUGGUGAGUGAGUUGAGUGCGUAUGGGGAGUUGUCGAGGGAGCAGAUACCGACUACGCCGCCGGACAGGAGGUUGCCGAUGUUGCCGGAGGUUCAAGCGAAGAAGGAAGGGCCGUUUGAGCUUGGUUCUUAG
Molecule: messenger RNA, 1290 nt
Organism: Diplodia corticola
Lineage: Eukaryota; Fungi; Ascomycota; Dothideomycetes; Botryosphaeriales; Botryosphaeriaceae
Product: extracellular serine-rich protein
Exons: 3
Coding region: 1-1290 (429 amino acids)
Source: RefSeq, a predicted model, not a curated record